AUGUACAGUGUGUUGUGGGCUAAACAGGUGGUCUGGGCCGCCACGCAUGCUCCCUCUGCGGCUCAGAAGACCACUCCGCUCAGCAAUGCCGGACCGCAUAACUUCCUGCCGGUUGUCACACCACUUGUCUGCGACGAGUGGGAGCGCGCGCUACGCACUGUCAACCUGUACAAUGAAUUUCACGAUAUUCUGACUGGCAUUAACAUGGACCUAUCAUCAUCUUACACUCCCGCUAAUUGUCGUACUGCACUUGAACACCCUAAUGUAAUUGACGAAUAUAUCCAAACAGAGCUGGCUUCCCACCGCUAUUCCGGUCCAUUCAAUUUGAGCCGUCUCAAAGCGAUUAUUGGGCCAAUUCGCUCCUCCCCCUUAGGUGUUGUACCCAAAGCUGGUGAGCCAGAUAAAUGGCGAAUGGUUCAAGACUUCUCAUUUCCAUACGAUGACCCUGAGAUUGUGUCGAUUAACUCCACUAUUGACUCGGAUGAUUUCCCUUGUGACUGGGGAACCUUUUCGCAAAUGUUACUGCUGGUAUUGGACGCACCACCAGGCACCCAAGCAGCAACAUUGGAUGUUGACGCUGCCUUCCGUCGAGUGCCUAUACACCCUUCGCAACAGUGGUUCUUCGUUGUCUCUUGGAGAGACCUGUGCUAUAUUGACCACUGUGCUCCUUUUGGACCCUCGAGCUCCCCUGGAAUAUUCGGACAAAUCGCUGAUGCUAUGCCCGCACUCCUCACUUCAAAUCACAUUAGCCCCCUCAAAAAAUGGGUCGAUGAUUUCUGCUUCUUUCGAUAUCUACAAGACUCCGGCGACUACUGA
Messenger RNA from Mycena indigotica, 816 nucleotides. Its product is annotated as Reverse transcriptase domain-containing protein. Lineage: Eukaryota; Fungi; Basidiomycota; Agaricomycetes; Agaricales; Mycenaceae. Bases 1 to 816 code for a protein of 271 amino acids. The transcript has a single exon. The record is from RefSeq and is a predicted model, not a curated record.